AUGGUUGAGAUCAAGCGAAACCCUACACGUCCCGUCAGAAUCGGCUCGAUCACGAUCGGCGCCGACAACGUGAUCGCCGUGCAGAGCAUGACGGCGACCAGCACGCAGGACAUCGACGCCACGGUGGCGCUAGUGAAUCGGAUGGCAGACGGCGGGCCGGGCGUUGGCGCCGAUGUAGUGCGGAUCGCUGUCGAUAGUAAGGCCGACGCCGCGGCGCUCGCCGAGAUCCGUAAGCAAACCACCGCGAACCUAUCGGUCGAUCUGCAAGAGAACUAUCGGCUUGCUGAGUUGGUGGCGCCGUACGUCGAUAAGCUGCGCUACAACCCGGGGCACCUCUACCACCACGAGCGCGACAAGCCGUGGCAAGAAAAGGUCGCGUAUCUCGUCGGCGUCGCGCGCGACAACGACUGCGCGAUCCGUGUCGGCGUCAAUUGCGGCAGCGUUGAUCCGGCUAAGAAAGCCAAGUACGCCGCAGACGACUCGAUUGGCCCGAUGCUCGAGUCGGCGCUCGAUCACUGCGCGUACCUCGACGAGCUCGGAUUCACGCGCUACUGCGUGUCGCUGAAGGACUCGGACCCGAAGCUCGUCGUCGAGGUCAACACACGCUUCGCCGAAGCCCGGCCCGACGUUCCGAUCCACCUGGGCGUCACCGAGGCGGGCAUCCCGCCCGAGGGCGUCAUCAAGACGCGCAUCGCCUUCGAGCAGCUGAUCUCCAAAGGGAUCGGCGACACGCUGCGGGUGUCGCUUACGGUCCCCAAUCAUCGCAAGCGAGAAGAGAUCGAAGCGGGUCGUUCGAUCGUCGCCGACAUCUACGCCGGCCGCGUCCGCAGCGUCGUCGACUACGGCCUGCCGACGAUGAACAUCAUCAGCUGCCCGAGUUGCAGCCGCGUCGAGAACGAGGCGUUCGUCGAGUUGGCGGAGAAGGUCAAGGAGAUGACGCGCUACGCCAAAGACCAUGCGAUCACGAUCGCCGUUAUGGGCUGCCGCGUGAACGGACCCGGCGAGACCGACGACGCGGACCUCGGCCUCUGGUGCGGCCCGAACUUCGUGAACCUCAAACGCGGCGAAGAGGAACUGGGCCGCUAUGGGUACGACGAAAUCUUGCCGCGGCUGAAGAGCGAACUCGAUGCGCUGAUCGCGGCGGGCUCUUGA
Molecule: messenger RNA, 1152 nt
Organism: Symbiodinium sp. CCMP2456
Lineage: Eukaryota; Dinophyceae; Suessiales; Symbiodiniaceae
Source: the annotation of a GenBank genome assembly